AGAGAAUGUUCGCGCCAUAUGAAAGCAUCACUUACACCACUCAGGGAGAUUUUACCUUCUUGGAUAACGUUCAGCCGCUAUUAGAGCGCUGGAAAGGCCCAAUGAGCAUCGCCUUAUAUGCUCCCGGAGAUGAUUUCAAUUACACUGUUGAAUCUAUUCAUUAUUUACGCGAUUGCACGACGAAUUUAAUUCAGAACUUUGUUACAUUUCACGUUUUCCUUAAAGGGCAAGAUCUUCCUAAAGAGAUCCCCAAUUUUAAAAAAAUAUUUAAUACAACGUACAACUGUAAUAUCGAACCAAGCUUUAAAUCGAUAAAAUCGAAUGAAACCUACAGAGCUUUAAAUAAUCUUACAUAUCCAAUAAAUGUAGCGAGAAACGUGGCGAAAGAAUCUUCUCAAACCUAUUUCGUUUUAGCCUCAGAUAUCGAACUUUAUCCGAGCGUGAAUAUUAUCCAAAAUUUCUUAGAAAUGAUUAACCGUACUCAAAUAACCGCUACCAAUUCAAACCCGGCCGUAUUUCCUUUAAAUGUAUUCGAGGUAAAAGAAGACGCUGAAAUACCUAAAACGAAAACUGAACUUCUAGAAAUGUUAAAGAAGAAAAAGGCGAUUAAUUUCCAUCAGAAAGUGUGCCCGGCUUGCCAUCGCACUCCGAAUUAUAACGAGUGGAUUAAAACUAAUGAAACUAAAGGCAUAAACGUAUUCUAUGUAGGUAAAAGGAUAGGAAGUUUUAAAAGUUGGGAACCAUUUUUUAUCGGAUCAAAAUAUGCUCCAGAUUUCGAUGAAAGGUUGUCGUGGGAGGGACAAAGCAAUAAAAUGACUCAAGGUUACAUUUUAUGCGUUAAAGAUUAUGACAUGAUGAUGUUGGACAACGCGUUUUUAGUUCAUAAACCAGGUAUUAAAGUUUUCCGUAGGGAUCCGAUUCGAAGAGCUCACGUAAUAAAAACAAACGUUUUGAUAAGAAAAGUAAUUAGAAAAGAAUUGGAGACUUUAUUCGGUGUUAAAAAAGGUUGUCGUGUUUAAUUUAAUAAUCAUUGACAAUUACAUUAAAAUUUUAUAACAUAACAAUAAGUUCUUUUAUUAGUUAUCAUUAUGUAAUUUUGCUAACA
This is a messenger RNA of Onthophagus taurus, 1105 nucleotides long. The record is from RefSeq and is a predicted model, not a curated record. NCBI's taxonomy places the organism in Eukaryota, Metazoa, Arthropoda, Insecta, Coleoptera, Scarabaeidae.